Molecule: messenger RNA, 1388 nt
Organism: Drosophila elegans
Lineage: Eukaryota; Metazoa; Arthropoda; Insecta; Diptera; Drosophilidae
Gene: FeCH
Product: ferrochelatase, mitochondrial
Exons: 5
Coding region: 92-1246 (384 amino acids)
Biological process (GO): heme biosynthetic process
Molecular function (GO): protoporphyrin ferrochelatase activity
Source: RefSeq, a predicted model, not a curated record
UCCAUCUCUAGCGCGAGUGCUGGGAGAACAUCGAUGAAAACAUCGAAAGUGCAAUAUUUUGAUAUUUGGGUCAACUUAAACUUUAGACACAAUGUUUUUGCAUAACACAAAACUGUACGGACUGGCUAGAAACCUUGCGACCGGCGUGCGGCACCUGAGCGGCCAGAAACCGAAGACUGCCAUAUUAAUGCUCAACAUGGGUGGCCCCACGCAUACGGACCAGGUGCACGACUAUCUAUUCCGCAUCAUGACGGAUAGAGACAUGAUCCAGCUGCCGGUGCAGAGUCGCCUGGGUCCUUGGAUCGCACAGCGCAGAACGCCCGAGGUGCAGAAAAAGUACAAGGAGAUCGGCGGCGGAUCACCCAUCCUCAAGUGGACCGAGCUGCAGGGCCAGCUCAUGUGCGAGCAGCUGGACAGGAUCUCCCCGGAGACGGGGCCGCACAAGCACUACGUGGGCUUCCGCUACGUCAAUCCGCUCACGGAGGACACGCUGGCUGAGAUCGAAAACGACAAACCAGAGCGCAUUGUCCUUUUCUCGCAGUACCCACAGUACAGCUGCGCCACUUCCGGAUCCAGCUUUAACUCCAUCUUUACUCACUACCGGAGCAAUAACCUGCCCUCGAACAUCAAGUGGAGCAUCAUCGACCGGUGGGGCACCCAUCCACUCCUGAUCAAGACCUUUGCCCAGCGAAUUCGCGAUGAACUGGCCAAGUUUGUGGAGACAAAGCGCAACGAUGUGGUAAUCCUCUUCACCGCCCAUUCCCUUCCACUGAAAGCUGUGAGCCGGGGCGACGCGUAUCCUUCGGAAAUCGGGGCCAGCGUGCACAUGGUGAUGCAGGAGCUGGGUCAGAGUAAUCCCUACAGUCUGGCCUGGCAAUCAAAAGUUGGCCCGCUGCCGUGGCUGGCACCAGCCACCGAUGAUGCCAUCAAAGGCUAUGUUAAGCAAGGCCUGAAGAACUUCAUUUUGGUGCCCAUCGCCUUUGUUAACGAACACAUCGAGACGCUGCACGAGCUGGAUAUCGAGUACUGCGACGAACUGGCCAAGGAGGUGGGCGUGGAGGAGAUCCGACGGGCAGCCGCCCCCAACGACCACCCGCUGUUCAUUGACGCCCUAAGUAACAUUGUGGCGGAUCACCUAAAGUCCGAGCAGUCAGUCAACCCCAAGUUUCUGAUGCGUUGCCCCAUGUGCUCCAACCAAAAGUGCCGGGAAAGUAAGAGCUGGUACCGUCAGCUGUGUUCAAACUGAGAUCUGGAUGUACUGCGUGACAGGCAUUUCAAGUGCUUCAGCUGGGAGCCAACACUUAUGCAUUCAUAUGGGGUUAUGGGGGAUUGGUUUUCACACACACUGGCUUUGCUUUCCGCUGGCAAUAAAGCAUAUAUGUAAAAUA